AUGGGGAACAGCAAGAGCGGGGCCUUGUCCAAGGAGAUCCUGGAGGACCUCAAGAUGAACACACGCUACACGGAGGAUGAGCUGUGCCGUUGGUAUGCCAGCUUCCAGAAGCAGUGUCCUGAUGGGCGCAUCAGCCGUUCUGAGUUUGAGAAGAUCUACGCUAACUUCUUCCCCAACUCGGACCCAAAAGUCUACGCCCGGCAUGUCUUCCGUAGCUUCGACACCAAUGAUGACGGGACACUUGACUUCCGGGAGUACAUCAUUGCCCUGCACCUCACCUCCUCAGGCAAGACCCACCUUAAGCUGGAGUGGGCCUUCUCCCUCUUUGAUGUUGACCGUAAUGGUGAGAUCAGCAAGAAUGAGGUCCUCGAGAUCAUCUCGGCAAUAUUCAAAAUGAUUCCUGCUGAGGAACAGAAGACCCUGCCUGAGGAUGAAAACAACCCUGAGAAACGGACAAACAAGCUCUGGGCCUACUUCAAGAAGGGAGAACAUGAUAAAAUCGCUGAGGGAGAGUUUAUCUCUGGAGUGAUGAAGAAUGAGGAGAUCAUGAGACUGAUCCAGUACGAGCCCAAGAAAUAGGCAGCCAGAAUGUGCCCAGGGAGGGGUCUCCACUGUGUGCACGGCCGCACCAAGGAAUGCAUGAAUGGGAUGGAUGAGUGUGAGUGUGCCUGGGUCUGGGUGUGACUGCAGAGGUUCAGCUUCUUCCCUCCUUUCCCUCUGGUGGUACCACUUGAUGCUCCAUGAGUGACCAAGCUGGCUCCCAGGUGCUGCAGGAUUUGGUGGGUUAGAGCAGAGGGGCUGGGGGGAGGAUACUUGGGUUCUAUCCCAGUUCUGGAAUGGGGGGUGGGGUGUAGUGGGUUGGAAGAGGGGCACAAGCCAGGAGCUAGGACUCCUAGCUUUGGGAAGGGAGGUGUGGCUAGUAGUUUAGAACAGGAGGAAGUAAGAUAGAAUAGAUGAAAGAGAAGGAAGGGAAAAGUGAAUGAGAAAACAGAUGAAGGUAAAAUCCGUCUCCACAGACUCACUGAGAUAUGGGCCUCACUUUGCCAGUGCUGGCCAGUAAAACAUAAAUACCUAAACCACCAGACCCCACUGCCCUCCCAGAGCUAGGGACUGAACCUAGGAGAGAUUGAACACUACUACUAUACCUGCAGCUGGCAGAAACAAACCAAGUGUCCACAAAUGGGAAAGGCAGCUCUGAAGCCUAGGUGUCGCUCGCCUAUGAGUUCAUCUGCUCCCUUCCCAAGCCCAGGUGGAAAUGAAUCUGGGUGAGUUUGCUGCCCACUUGUCUGAGCUCUUCCCUCACAUCAACCUCAGUGCAGCCCCACAGGA
This is a messenger RNA of Alligator sinensis (Chinese alligator), 1329 nucleotides long. RefSeq names its product recoverin (gene RCVRN). The transcript is spliced from 3 exons. The record is from RefSeq and is a predicted model, not a curated record. Lineage: Eukaryota; Metazoa; Chordata; Crocodylia; Alligatoridae. Gene Ontology annotation, molecular function: calcium ion binding. The coding region runs from base 1 to 579 and encodes 192 amino acids.